Molecule: messenger RNA, 1575 nt
Organism: Exophiala viscosa
Lineage: Eukaryota; Fungi; Ascomycota; Eurotiomycetes; Chaetothyriales; Herpotrichiellaceae
Exons: 1
Coding region: 354-1154 (266 amino acids)
Source: RefSeq, a predicted model, not a curated record
UGCAUCGGCAUGCUCUACAAGGACCGGUCGAGUCUAGUCGAGCCCUACGCCCAACACAGAUUUUGAGAAGUUCGCUCCGCAUGGCGCUGGUUGUGCUGAGCAACAGCGGGCUGGUGCUACAGUGCAGUCACCAUCGGCAAUGCGUCUCCAGUGAAAUUUGGUCCCUUCGCUUGCCAUCAUCAUACAGUCGAAGGUUUGCACCUUAUCAGUGGAGCGACCUCAUGGUCUUUUUUGCGAACCAGAUGACCGCUAGGUCUAUACUCCAUGGCUGAGUGGGCAGCUGAGAUAUAAAUGCCCAUCGGAUCCCAUGCUCAGGACGAGUGACCUUGCACACAAAACCCAAGACGUCAGAUAUGUCGACCUUCUUCGACAGAUUCGACGAUCUCUCUUUACAAGGAAGUAACAUGGAGUUUCCCAACACUUUGGGAGACAGAAAACCUGUCGUCCGAGACAUCCUUGCCUCGUUCGUACGGGAUUCGUUCGCGUCUGAGUACAAGUGUGAUGUUUACGACAAGAUCGACGAGAGCCAAGGGAACCGAGAGUUCAAGACCUGGGUAAUUCAUGAUGACUUUGUUGGCACCAUGAUGCAAGCGGGCUGCUUUGACCGGAUAGUAUGGGAGGUGCUCAACAAGUGCCACCCACCAGACGUUCGAGCUCGGAUAUUCCUUGAGAAGCUGCAACAACGGUUCGCCGCAGGAUUUGAUCGCUAUCAAUCUCUUACAACCACACCGCCACUGGCCGACCAGGUGCAGAACACGGUCAUGGUUAUAGCUAGCUCCUUCAUGCGGACUGCCGAAGCUGCUCGCCAGGACUUGCAGCAGCGGACGGAAGGAAGACCAGCGACUGUGCUUUGCUUGCUCAAGGUUCUUGGCAAGGUCUGCCGCUGUCGGCAAGACGUUGCUGCUGUACCUCACAGCAGCCUGUUCUAUCACCUGAUCGUUGGCGCACCUGCCGCGGAGUCAACCUUUCUGCUCGAUGCACUCGAAAUACUCGAGGAUGGCUCCAUUACAAUGUCCGGCGAAUAUCUCAGGGACAUCAGGGAUCAACUCGUUGCGAUUUCAGGACGGCUCCCAAAUACUGUGCCAGUCGCCUACCGAAACAGGGUGGGUGAGCUUACCGGCGCUGUUCAUGCUAGACUGGCCGGCCCUGCUUAGCGACCAUGCGGCUCAAAAGUGUUACAUGGGCGGAGAAAAUCUCAUAUCAUCAUGUCAUGCUGGAGAUGGCCACAUUUACGACUUCAAUCGCCUGAGGAUCUCCGGGUCAUUCGACCGUGGGAGGCUACGGUUGUCGCAGGCUAUCGCGAUUGAUCACAAAAUGGCUUUCUGGCUGCACUUUGGUCUGCUACCUGCGUUCGCCUGUCUCGUUGUGUGUAGUUGUCUGCGAUGGAUAAUUCUAAUAUCAUCACAAUUUUACGCCUGGCCUGACCUGCGCUGGGCUGUCCGAGAGGUUUGGUCCAUGCAUCAGUACCUAGGUACUCUUCUCCUGGUCACCAGCACCUCUCAUUUGCAGGCACUAUCUCGGCUCUUGACUUCGGUAUAUUUCUGUCCGUGCACGGCAUUCCGCGGGGUAUUUUCU